GCUUGAUAAGUGGGCUUCAGGUUAUGCCUCGAGGCCAGACAGUAUUUUCGCUGAGCUGGGUUGUUGUUUACAUCCCGUAGCCGCUCUUCGUACGGCCAUACCGUGUGCGAGGGGAGCGGCGACAAAUUUCUCGUGUGAAAUAUCGCGUGUGCAUAUCGGGGGCCCCCGUUAGUAUCGUAUCAUCGUCAGAUCCGCGCGGAACAGCGAGCAGCAUGAAGGUAACGGUAACCAUGCUCAGCGACGACAUUUUCGUCCUGGACGUCAUUGAGGACAUGGAGUUGGAGAGUUUCAAGGCGCUAUGCGAGAUCGAGUGCAACGUGUCCGUCCACGAGAUGGUGAUCGCGUUCAAUGGGCUGCCAUUGAUGAACGACAAGAAAUCGCUGAAGGAUCACGGGAUCAGGGACGGUGACGUGGUGAUUUUGCAGCACAUGCACCACAGCGCAGCGGAAUUGAACCUUCACCCGCUUAACGGAGCUAUUCCCAUGUUGGACUUCAGUACCAUCAGAGUACCAGGAGCAUCCAACAGUCAGCAGCUCCCAGCACCCAGCUCAAGUGCUAUAGCAAGAAUGCAAAACACCAGGAAGGAGGAUGAUCCAGAAAUAAUCAGAGAUAUGUUCUUAGCUAACCCUGAUCAGCUGGCAUUGCUCAGUCAGAAUAAUCCUAAGCUGGCUAGUGCCUUACUUUCUGGGAACCUUGAGAAGUUUUCCACUGUGCUCAAAAAUCAGAUCAAACUCAGAGAGGAGCGUGAAGCGCAGAGGCUUAGAAUGAUGAAUGCAGAUCCCUUUGAUACAGAGGCACAGAGGUUUAUUGCUGAGGACAUUAGACAGAAAAAUAUUAAAGCCAACAUGGAGGCUGCAAUGGAGUACAAUCCAGAGACUUUUGGCUCAGUUGUUAUGUUAUAUGUUAAUUGUAAAGUGAAUGGAUUCCCAGUCAAAGCAUUUAUCGAUACAGGUGCGCAGUCGACGGUAAUGUCCGACGCCUGCGCGGAAAGAUGCCACAUAAUGCGACUAGUGGACACGAGGUGGGCUGGAAUUGCUCAUGGAGUUGGUACACAGCCUAUAAUUGGUCGCAUACACAUGGUACAAAUCCAAAUAGGCAAUGAUCACCUGACAACCUCGUUCACUGUCCUCGCGGAACAAAGCAUGGACAUGUUACUCGGUCUGGACAUGCUGAAGAGCCACCAGUGCUGCAUAGAUUUAAAGAAGAACGUGCUACAGAUUGGCACCACUGGUGCUGAGACACCAUUCUUAGCUGAAGGGGAAUUGCCAGAGUGGUUGAGGUUAAGUGGCUACAGUGACAUGAGCAAUUACGACGUGGAGGAUGAUGAGGGCGAGAUGAAAGGACCCAGAGCUUUGGAGGAUGGCUCCAGGGAUGCAAAGAAGUAGCGUCGGCAACUUGGUCUGGCAGAUAGAUUAGAGGGCAACAGCGGUCCGUCGAGCAGGGCCAAGGCAGGCCCCAUAGAGAGCACAGUCUUCUCUCAUGAUCCUUUCACAGAGGAGACAGUCAAGGAAAUAGAAUCUUUGGGAUUCGGCAGGGUCCAGGUGAUCGCAGAACUUCGCAGAUUCAACGGGGACAAGACUCAAGCUACCGAUGCAUUGUUCACCAAAAAUUUUUAAUUUUAAAUCAGGGAGGGAAAAAAAAGAAAGAUUGUGAAGUGAAGUAAAUAGGGGGGAAGAAAGAUUUCUACUUGAUCUUUAGUAGCGAUUUUUUAAUAUCGACGCAAUUGUACAUUGAACAUGUGAGAAGGUUGCUGCAGUAGCAACUAGGGACGCCAUAUUGAUAAGCUACGUACUUCCUGUGCAUAUCUUCUCUUAUCCUUCUUCUUCUUCUUUUUUGGAGAGGGAGAAGGUUAUCGAGUAGAGUUUAUCUGCUAUCAGCGCGUUCUGAUAAUCUAACUUGUAUCAUUAUCGUAAUACGUAUGUCUAGGGAUCAGUAUAAUAAGAACAAAAAAAUGGUUUAAAGUUAGCUGAACAGCUUGUAUCGUUUAAAUCUGAGGUUAGUCACGUUCGUGAAUUUUUAUUUUUAUUUUACCAAAUUAAUUAAACGAACGGCUACACCUAAGCGUGUUAAGCUUUUUUUAAUCAUAAACAAAUUUCACGAACGUUUCGAACGUCUAACCUCGAAGAAAAAUUAGUUCCUCCUCGAAAUGAAAAUUCACGACGAUCGACGCCAGCUCAAU
Messenger RNA from Habropoda laboriosa, 2179 nucleotides. It is a transcript of the gene rngo, whose product is annotated as protein DDI1 homolog 2. Gene Ontology annotation, biological process: proteolysis. The record is from RefSeq and is a predicted model, not a curated record. The coding region runs from base 213 to 1385 and encodes 390 amino acids. Gene Ontology annotation, molecular function: aspartic-type endopeptidase activity; protein binding. The transcript has 6 exons. NCBI's taxonomy places the organism in Eukaryota, Metazoa, Arthropoda, Insecta, Hymenoptera, Apidae.